Molecule: messenger RNA, 1107 nt
Organism: Pseudocercospora fijiensis CIRAD86
Lineage: Eukaryota; Fungi; Ascomycota; Dothideomycetes; Mycosphaerellales; Mycosphaerellaceae
Exons: 1
Coding region: 31-987 (318 amino acids)
Biological process (GO): quinolinate catabolic process; NAD+ biosynthetic process
Cellular component (GO): cytoplasm
Molecular function (GO): nicotinate-nucleotide diphosphorylase (carboxylating) activity
Source: RefSeq, a predicted model, not a curated record
CAACGUAGGACAAUCAACACCACCUCCACGAUGCCAAUCACAGAGGGUGCGCCAGUUCAUGGCAAUCCUGCCCACCUGCUUCCACCAUCUUGGAAGAGAUCCAUCGCUCUCUGGCUCGAAGAAGAUACGCCAAGCUUCGAUUAUGGAGGUUUCGUGGUCGGCGAUGGACCUGCUGAGGCGAGACUGCUCGCAAAGAGCGCUGGCAUUUUAGCAGGAGUUCCGUUCUUCGACGAGAUCUUCAAGCAGUUGGACUGCACCGUUGAGUGGUUCGUAAAAGAGGGCGACGAAGUCGGGAGAGAGAAGAAGCAGCAUGUGGCGACAGUGAGAGGACCGGUGAGAUGCGUGCUGCUUGGCGAGCGCGUGGCAUUGAAUGUGCUUGCACGAUGCUCAGGCGUGGCGAGCAAGUCGCAUUCGCUGCUCUCAUUGCUGCGAAAGGCAGGCUACAAGAACACUUUGGCUGGUACACGCAAGACUACGCCCGGCUUCCGGCUGGUGGAGAAGUAUGGCAUGCUCGUGGGUGGAUGCGAUCCUCAUAGACAAGACUUGAGCACCAUGACAAUGCUGAAAGAUAACCACGUCUGGGCGUGCGGUGGCUCAAUACCAACUGCAGUUGCAGCAGCAAAAUCGGCCGGCGGAUUUGCAGUCAAGGUAGAAGUGGAGUGCCAAACAGAAGAGGAGGCAGAGACAGCUAUCAAGGCCGGCGCAGACGUGGUGAUGCUGGACAACUUUACACCAGACGGCGUGAGAGUGGCAUCGAAGAAUCUCAAAGACCGGUGGGGCAGAGGGCAAAAUGCGAGAGCGUUGGUGGAAGUUUCGGGAGGCUUGACCGAGGACAACGUGGCAGACUACGUAUGCGAUGAUGUCGAUAUCAUCAGCUCCUCGAGCAUCCACCAAGGCGUGAAGCAUGUUGACUUCUCACUGAAGAUGAUACCGAAGGAGAGCAGUACGAAUGGGAAGGCGGGCAAUGGUGAAUCUGCUGAGACGUGACGGGAGCACGGACCAGGCACAAACGAUGCGAGUCCAACGAUUCACUUCUGUAAUUUUACAAACCAGGCUAGUCUCGCCGUGAAGCGAGGCUAAGGAAGACCCUGAUUCUUCCAUCUUUUG